Messenger RNA from Gasterosteus aculeatus aculeatus (three-spined stickleback), 2875 nucleotides. It is a transcript of the gene fstl4, whose product is annotated as follistatin-like 4. Gene Ontology annotation, molecular function: protein binding. Gene Ontology annotation, biological process: regulation of BMP signaling pathway; multicellular organism development; cell differentiation. NCBI's taxonomy places the organism in Eukaryota, Metazoa, Chordata, Actinopteri, Perciformes, Gasterosteidae. The record is from RefSeq and is a predicted model, not a curated record. Gene Ontology annotation, cellular component: extracellular region.
GGGCAGAGCCGGAGCGCAGCGCGGAGAGGACACCCAGCCGGAGGAACCUGCAGGAUGGACAGUCGGGACGCGCUCAACCCCGCCGCCUCACGCACCCGCCCGUAGCAAUCCAGCCCACCGCCGUCUGCAGCCCGCCGAGCCGGAGGAGAGGAGAGGAGCUAACAGAAGAACACACGACAAACGACGCGAAGAAGGAGAAGAAGGAGAGGAAGAGCGCAGUUUUGGUGUCGUCGCUGCGAGGGAAUCUGUGGCAUUUCGCCCCACUGCCCCCUCUCGAAUACCCCUUCCCUUCUGCCCUCUUGCCUCGCACUACCACAGGUGCUCACUCAUGGGCGGCCUGGGCGUUUGGGCUGCGGCCGCUCUGCUGGGGGCCGCAGGGUGCUGCCUGGCCCAAGGGCUCAAGGGCGGCAGGUGGGGCGGCGGCGGGACGGCCACCGUGCCCCGUGACUCCCACCAGGACCGGCGCUCCACGGAGGAGGGGAACGUGGACGGGAGCAUCCAUCAACCCCCUUCCGACCCGGACGGGGGUCCCUGCCGCAGGACGUACUGCGGCCGGGGGCGGCAGUGCGUUCUGAUGCCGGAAACCGGCCGCGCCGAGUGCGUCUGCCAGGAGAAGUGUCGGCCCUCCUUCGUGCCGGUGUGCGGCUCGGACGGGCGCUUCUACGAGAACCACUGCGAGGUUUACCGCACCGCCUGCCUGCAGAGGAGACGCAUCUACGUGGUGCACAGCAAGGACUGCUUCUUCAAAGGCAACGCGUGCACCAUGUCGGAGUACAACAAGCUGAAGAGCACGCUGCUGGAGAUGCAGCCGGCGGCGCCGCCGAGCGGGCAGCGCGGCCGGCAGAGGGACAUGGAGGCCAAGCGGGCGCUGGUGGACACCAUGUUCAAAUACCUGGACGCGGACGGGGACGGGCGGCUGGUCGGGGGCGAGCUGGAGAAGGUCUCUGCGAAGGAGCACGUGGAGGACGGCCUGCUGGAGUGCACCAUGCAGGACCUGCUGCGCUACGACGACUACAACAACGACGGCCACCUCAGCCUGCACGAGUUCUACACAGCCUUCCAGGUCGUCCAACUGAGCCUGGCGGAGGACCAGUCGAUCAGCGUCUCCACGGUGACGGUGGGCCUCAGCGCCGUCCUCACCUGCGCCAUCCAGGGGACGCUGCGCCCGCCCAUCAUCUGGAAGAGGAACGGCAUCGUGCUGAACUUCCUGGACCUGGAGGACAUCAACGACUUUGGGGACGACGGCUCCCUCUACAUCACCAAGGUGACAACCAUCCACAUGGGGAACUACAGUUGCCAUGCCUACGGCUACGAAUACCUCCAUCAGACACAUGUGCUGCAGGUGAAUGUCCCCCCGGUGAUCCUGGUCUACCCGGAGACGCAGGCCCAGGAGCCCGGCGUGUCCGCCAGUCUGCACUGCCACGCCGACGGCAUCCCCAACCCCAAACUGGUGUGGCUGAAGAACGGCAUGGACCUGCUGCCCAGAUCCUCCAAGCAGCUCUCGCUCAUCGCGAACGGCAGCGAGCUGCUGAUCGGCAGCGUGCGCUACGAGGACACCGGCGCCUACACCUGCAUCGCCAAGAACGAGGCGGGCGUGGACGAGGACAUCUCCUCGCUGUUCGUCGAAGACUCGGCCAAGAAGACGCUUGCAAACAUCCUGUGGAGAGAAGAAGGCCUGAGUGUGGGGAACAUGUUCUACGUGUUCUCCGAUGAGGGCGUGACGGCGCUGCAGCCCGGCGAGUGCGAGAUACGCAGACACAUGAAGCGCAGCGAGAGGAUCGUGGCCACCUACGAGGAGAUGUGUCCCAAAGGCGAGGGCGUGUCCCCUCAGCGCUGCGUGUGGUCCUCGGCCGUCAACGUCAGGGACAAGUACGUCUACGCCAGCCAGCCGCUGCAGAGCCGCCUGCUGGUCGUCGACAUUCAGGCGCAGAAGGUGGUGCAGGCCGUAACAACGGACCCUUUCCCCGUCAAGAUGCUUUAUGACAAGUCACAUGACCAGGUGUGGGUCCUCACCUGGGGGGAUAUGGACAGAACGCACCCAACCCUGCAGGUGAUUCCUCAAGCCAGCGUGGGAGAAGUUCACCACGCCAUCCGCACCACGUUCCAGAGGGUCAACGACUUCUUCAUUCCCCCGACCAACCUCAUCAUCACCCACGUGAGGUUCGCCUUCGUCUUUCUCAAAGACGAACCGGCGCUUCACAAGAUCGACCUGGAGACCUUCCACCGCGUCAAGACCAUCAGCCUGAGGAACCACAGCUGCGUGCCCGUCAGCAUGGCCUACACGCAUCUCGGCGGCUUCUUCUUCGUCCGGUGCCAGAGCGAGCGCCGCCCGCGGGCCCCGCCGCAGCUCCUCAUCGACAGCGUGACGGACGCCGUGGUCGGCCCCAACCUGGACGUCGCGGGGCAGCCGUUCGUGUCGCCGGACGGCCGCUACGUGGUGACGCCCGACCCGCGGCGCUCCAAGCUGGUGGUGCAGACGGUGUCGUUCCGCGGCGAGCUGGGCCUGAGCCGCGAGCUGGACCAGCCCGCGGCCGUCUCCGACCUGGCGUUCCAGCCGUCCUUCGCCGAGUCCAACCAGCACGCGGUCGUGGCCACCUCGGGCUCCGGCGCGGACCUGCUGUUCGCCGAUCUGUCCUCGGGCCGCACCGAGGUUCUGCGGGGCCUCAAGGAGCCGCUGCCUCCGCGGGCGUGGCCCUGGGGGGGCCCCAACCGGGUGGUGGUCUCCAGCGGGCCGUUCGGACAGUACCUGGUGACGCCGUCGGCGGAGUCGCUCUUCGUCCUGGACGGCAAACAGAGAACGCACACUGCGAGGUGUCAGACAUCAAGAGAGGGAACGCAGUGUCUGGGUCGGCGAGCAUGAGGAGGAAACGCAGAG